CAACGAACUUCCCCCGCCCCGGCUACGGCCCCGGCUCGCACCAUGAGGCUCUUUCUCAUUCGACAUGGCGAGACAGUCGACAACAUUGCCCAGGUCUACGCAGGGAGCAGAGACUCCGAGCUCACAAAUCAUGGCUACCAGCAGGCCGCUCGCCUCGGCGUUCACUUCAACGCCCUUGGGCUUGCCUUCACGCACAUCUUCUCGUCGCAUCUGCAGCGAGCCUCCAAGACAGCGGGCCUGAUACGAGACGCUCAGAUUACACAGUCGGCGGACCAGAGCGGUGCGGGCGCGGUGCCCGACGUGGUACAACUGCCAGCGCUGAUGGAGCAGGACUUUGGCUUCUACGAGGGUAAGAAGUGGGACGAGAGGCCAGCUGACGCCAGAGUCACCGGCAAGCACCGCCAUAACCACGACCACGGAAGUACGUCGGGCUUCGUGGAAAUGGAGUCUUUUAGCUCAAUGGUACAACGCAUCGACGCGUUCAUCGACACACAUCUCCUGCCGUUAUUUAGUGGUCCCACGGCAUCCACCAGCGAUGCCGUCGCUAUUGUCUCCCACGGCAUCAUCCUCUCGGUCCUAUGGAAGCGACUCCUUCUGCGACUCCCGCCGAAAAGCGUGGCAUUCUCACCCGAGCUAUCAGCCAACAUCCGUGACUACUCAUUGGAGCGCCUCGGGGGUUGGUCCAACACCGGCUAUCUUGAGCUACUCAUGGAGAAGGCGACACUGCUGGAGCCCUUUUCAGCUGAAGACUCGACCCUUCCGUUGCCUCCAGCCUCCGCACUGCAGCCGUCCAAGGUCAAGCUUGAUAGCGCGAAGGGAGAAAUUGCCCGUCCAGAUAUACGGCAGGGCGCUCCCGAUAGAAUCACUAAACAUAGAGUGUUGGACGCUCAAUCGGCGUUGAUCAAGCUCCCUGGGGAAUGGAGAACGACCAUCCAGACCAUCAAUGGUAGAGACCAUCUCAAAGGCCUAAAACGCGCUGGUGGCGGUCUUGGGAGCGCUCGACAUGACGCUUCCCAAAGGAACAUCGAAACCUUUUUCAAGCGGAGAAAGCGCGAUUGAAUUCGACCGGUCGCUCAUGUUGCGUGCAGCAAGCCCACCGGACUUGAUGCGAUUUGAUCCGGCCCCUCGGAAUCCAUGUUCCU
Molecule: messenger RNA, 1142 nt
Organism: Lindgomyces ingoldianus
Lineage: Eukaryota; Fungi; Ascomycota; Dothideomycetes; Pleosporales; Lindgomycetaceae
Product: phosphoglycerate mutase-like protein
Exons: 3
Coding region: 43-1059 (338 amino acids)
Biological process (GO): regulation of pentose-phosphate shunt; positive regulation of DNA repair; negative regulation of glycolytic process
Cellular component (GO): cytosol
Molecular function (GO): fructose-2,6-bisphosphate 2-phosphatase activity
Source: RefSeq, a predicted model, not a curated record